Molecule: messenger RNA, 1652 nt
Organism: Pelodiscus sinensis (Chinese soft-shelled turtle)
Lineage: Eukaryota; Metazoa; Chordata; Testudines; Trionychidae
Gene: ANGPTL1
Product: angiopoietin like 1
Biological process (GO): blood coagulation; positive regulation of heterotypic cell-cell adhesion; fibrinolysis
Cellular component (GO): fibrinogen complex
Molecular function (GO): extracellular matrix structural constituent; protein-macromolecule adaptor activity
Source: RefSeq, a predicted model, not a curated record
UUUCCUUAAAACAGUUUGGAUCUAAUGGGGCAAGACAAAAAAGUUUUCACUAGAACUACAGAGUAACAAUAACAUUGAUAACAAGAAGAAAAAAAACAAGUUGUCUUCUGGAUUUUCAAUCUCUUGUAGAAGCAAAAAGCAGCAACAAAAUCUGUUUUGUCUUCUGCGUUCACCUCAAAAUGAAGAGAUCUACAUGGACUUUGAGUGUGUUGUUAUUCCUACUACUGUCUACAGGACACUGUAUAGAAAAGUCUAAACUCAAUAAAAUAUCCCCAAAGAGACACCCUCGUUCAACAGACGGUGGAGAGGAAGGGAAAAAAUGUGGUUACACGUUCUUGGUUCCUGAACAAAAAAUAACAGGACCAAUUUGUGUAAACACCAAAGGACUAGGAGCAGAUAACAGAAAAGAUGAAAUCACAAGGAUGGACAUAGAGAACCUGAAGGAAGUAUUGUCCAAGCAGAAGCGGGAGAUUGAUAUCUUGCAGCUAGUGGUGGAUGUGGAUGGAAAUAUUGUGAAUGAGGUAAAAUUGCUGAGAAAAGAAAGCCGUAACAUGAACUCCCGGGUCACUCAGCUUUACAUGCAGCUCUUGCAUGAGAUAAUACGAAAGCGUGAUAAUUCACUUGAGCUUUCCCAACUGGAAAACAAAAUCCUCAAUGUUACAACAGAAAUGCUGAAGAUGGCAACACGUUACAGGGAGCUUGAAAUAAAAUAUGCAUCACUAACUGAUCUUGUAAAUAAUCAGUCUGUGAUUAUCUCUUUAUUGGAAGAGCAAUGCUUGCAGAUGCUGUCACGACAGGACACCGACGGAUCUCCUCCUCUUGUUCAGGUGGUGCCACAGCACAUUCCUAACAGUCAGCAUUAUACUCCCAACCUUUUAGGAGGUAAUGAGAUACAGAGGGACCCAAGUUAUCCCAGAGACAUAAGGCCACCACCUGAUGCAGCUACUUCUCCUACAAAAAGUCCUUUCAGGAUACCACCAUUAACUUUAAUCAACGAAGGUCCAUUCAAAGACUGUAAACAAGCCAAAGAAGCUGGGCAUUCCAACAGUGGGAUAUAUAUGAUCAAACCUGAAAACAGCAAUGAACCUGUACAGUUAUGGUGUGAGAACAACCUGGACCCUGGAGGCUGGGCAGUUAUUCAAAAAAGGACAGAUGGAUCUGUUAAUUUCUUCAGGAAUUGGGACAACUACAAGAAAGGAUUUGGAAAUGUUGAUGGAGAGUAUUGGCUGGGACUAGAAAAUAUAUAUAUGCUGACCAAUCAGGACAAUUACAGGCUAUUGAUCGAACUAGAAGACUGGAGUAAUAAGAAAGUCUAUGCAGAAUACAGCAGUUUUCGUCUGGAGCCUGAAAGUGAAUUCUAUAGGCUGCGUCUGGGAACUUAUCAGGGAAAUGCAGGGGAUUCCAUGAUAUGGCACAAUGGAAAACAAUUUACAACACUGGAUAGAGAUAGAGAUACAUACACAGGAAAUUGUGCCCAUUUUCACAAAGGAGGCUGGUGGUACAAUGCUUGCGCACAUUCUAACCUUAAUGGCGUGUGGUACAGAGGAGGCCAUUACAGAAGCAAAUAUCAGGAUGGGAUUUUUUGGGCUGAGUACAGAGGAGGUUCAUACUCCCUGAAAGCAGUUCAGAUGAUGAUCAGACCCAUUGACUGA